This is a messenger RNA of Cynara cardunculus var. scolymus (artichoke), 1776 nucleotides long. Its product is annotated as vacuolar cation/proton exchanger 3-like. The record is from RefSeq and is a predicted model, not a curated record. Gene Ontology annotation, molecular function: calcium:proton antiporter activity. Gene Ontology annotation, cellular component: plant-type vacuole membrane. The coding region runs from base 144 to 1448 and encodes 434 amino acids. Gene Ontology annotation, biological process: calcium ion transmembrane transport; intracellular calcium ion homeostasis. The transcript has 12 exons. NCBI's taxonomy places the organism in Eukaryota, Viridiplantae, Streptophyta, Magnoliopsida, Asterales, Asteraceae.
CCUCCUCCUCCUCCAAACCCUUGUCCUAAUUUACCUCUUACCAAGAUUUCACUUCUCUCUGAAUAUGAUUCCCUCUGCAUUUAUGAUAUUUUAAACCCCUCCUCCACUUUACCAUCUUCAACCUUCCACUUUGAUUAGUCAAGAUGGGAUCUAAUAAGAUGGAAUUAACACCAGAGAAAAUCGAUUUUGAAUCUGACGAGGAGAGCCCGUUAACUUUAUCUCAAUCCACAGGUGCAAAGCAAUCUUUUCAGUUCGAGACAUCUCAUGCAAGUGUCCCCAAAUUGCGUGUCCUCAGAAAGUUACAGUUCACCGCUUUCCACAGUGUGUAUGUUGUCUUGUUCAAAGCAAGGAUCAAUGUGUUGCUUCCUUUUGGACCUCUAGCAGUAUUGCUACACUACCUGACUGGGCGGCAUGGAUGGGUCUUCUUUUUCAGCUUACUGGGAAUUACACCUUUAGCUGAACGGCUGGGUUAUGCAACUGAGCAGCUCGCAUGUUAUACAGGGAAUACAGUUGGAGGGCUUUUAAAUGCCACAUUUGGCAAUGCGACAGAAAUGAUUAUUUCAAUAUAUGCAUUAAAGAAUGGGAUGAUUAGGGUUGUUCAGCAAUCAUUGUUAGGAUCCAUCUUAUCAAAUAUGUUGUUAGUGCUUGGUUGUGCUUUCUUUACUGGUGGCAUUGUGCAUUAUCCAAAAGUUCAGCGUUUCAACCAGACAGCUGCAAUAGUUAGUUCAGGGCUGCUGUUGAUGGCUGUAAUGGGCAUACUCUUUCCAGCUGUGCUUCAUUUUACACACACAGAAGUUCAUUUUGGGAAGUCAGAGUUGGCACUUUCAAGAUUCAGCAGCUGCAUAAUGUUGGUGGCAUAUGCAAGCUAUCWCUUCUUUCAGCUUAAAAGUCAUGCUAAUCUGUAUGAUUCCAUUGAUGAGGAAAGAGAAAAUAAUGGGGAUGAUUCUGAUGAAGAAGAGGUCCCUGAGAUUACUAUGUGGGAAGCAAUUGCUUGGCUUACCAUUUUAACAUUGUGGGUGUCUGUAUUAUCUGGAUAUCUCGUCGAUGCCAUACAGGGAGCAUCAGACUCAUGGAAUAUGCCGGUGUCUUUUAUUAGUGUAAUCCUACUUCCUAUUGUUGGUAAUGCUGCUGAGCAUGCAAGUGCCAUAAUGUUUGCCAUGAAAGACAAGCUUGACAUCACACUUGGAGUAGCAAUUGGAUCAUCAACUCAGAUAUCAAUGUUUGUGAUCCCAUUCUGUGUGGUUGUGGGUUGGAUCAUGGGCCAGCAAAUGGACUUAAAUUUUCAGCUUUUUGAGACUGCUACUCUCUUUAUCACAGUGUUAGUCGUAGCAUUUAUGCUGCAGGAAGGAACAUCAAAUUACUUCAAAGGGGUGAUGCUAAUUCUGUGCUAUCUCAUUGUUGCUGCAAGUUUCUUUGUACACGUGGAUAAUAAAUCAGAUGAUGACUAAAAGUGAAGAGGCAAGCAGAAAUGGAAGUGUAUUGUUUAAAUGUUGUAAUUUUGUGAGGCAAGUUCAUAUGUUGAUCCAAAGAGAGAGCAUCAACAUCAGUCAUCAGCAUUGUCAUGAUCAGAAGGUAGUUUUGGGUAGAAAAAUCAUUUGAUUUUGGUUGAAUGAAUGAUUGAUUGAUGUUGGCAUGACAUGGCAAUCAAAUAAAGCCUGUGCCUGCCUUGCCUUGUUGAAAGGAAGUUCAUUCUUGUUCAAGUACAUGUAUCAUUAAUUUGUAUCCUCCACUCCCUUCUAUUCUACACAAUAAUAGUAAUAAUUAUAGACAACUUCA